Molecule: messenger RNA, 2385 nt
Organism: Saccostrea cuccullata (small rock oyster)
Lineage: Eukaryota; Metazoa; Mollusca; Bivalvia; Ostreida; Ostreidae
Product: blastula protease 10-like
Exons: 18
Coding region: 20-1978 (652 amino acids)
Biological process (GO): proteolysis
Molecular function (GO): zinc ion binding; metalloendopeptidase activity
Source: RefSeq, a predicted model, not a curated record
GGGGAGGAUUAACUUUGAGAUGCUUUUAAUUUACAUUCUACUUUGUGUAUUGGUCGUUCAGGCUGAAUUUGAGAAUGAGAAAGAGCUUAUAAAACUUCUGAAGACCCAUGAUAGAGGACAGUCCAGCCAAUCAAAAAGUCAAUGGCAGUUUAAACAAGUGAAAGAAAAAGAUGAUAAAAUUGGAAAAAAGAAAAUUGUCUGGAGAGGUUGGGAAAAGUUACAGAAACCUGGAAAGUGGCAUAAAAAUAUGAUAAAAGAAUGGUAUGACCACCCCCAUAGCCAAGAUGACGCAAUAGCCGAUCUCCUGCAGACGAUGGUUGUAUUCGAUAAAAACGGAAAACCGCAUAUGCCCAAUGGAAUACACCCUUCAAAGAAGAAAUCAGCAAUUGCAGAAAAAUUUGAUGGGCAUAUUUAUCCUCAGGAUAAGAAGAACAAGUCAACGUCAGAGGAUAAGAGGAACUUUGCAGAGCGUUAUGUAAAGCUGUGGGACUAUGGUUAUAUACCAUACUAUAUUGACUCAAAAUUUACUACACGGCAACGACAGAUAGUGAACCAGGCGAUCAGGGAAUUUUCACAGAAGACAUGUAUACGCCUUGUCCCUGGUGCCUCCGCUGAUUGGUCAUCUCUUCCACACAAGGAUUAUAUUUAUUUCACCUACGGAAAAGCAUGCAGUUCCGCUGUAGGUAGAACAGGAAAUGGGGAGCAGCGGAUAGGACUGAAUGCUUCGUAUUGUUUUACGCAAAGGACAGUUAUCCAUGAAAUUAUGCAUGCACUCGGCCAACUUCAUGAACAACAGCGCAAAGAUAGAGAUGAUCACGUGAUCAUGCACUGGGAUCAAAUAGAAGAAGGGAGACAAAACCAAAAUAUGGAGAGGCUCUCCUUAGGCUCCCACGACAGGACGCCUUAUGACGUCACAUCUAUUUUACAAUACGGAUUAACAGCAUUUACAAAAACAGGAUUAAGGACGAUGACUUUGAAGGACAAAAAAUUAGAAGGCUUGGUAAAAUCGUCAGAAGGUCUGACACAUUUAGACGUGAAGGAAAUCACUCUUGCAUACCAGUGUUCAUCUAAAUGUGUCAACAAACCAUCUUGCCUCAAUGGCGGAUUUGUUGGUAAGAACUGCGAUUGUGAGUGUCCUGAUGGUCUAACCGGAACUAUCUGCCAAGGAGUCGAGUCUGAUGCAGGUUGUGGUGGAAUUUUGAAUCUGAACUCAAACGGAUACAGGGAUUUGAAGUCAAUCAACUAUCCUAAUGCUUAUCCUGUUGACAAAGAGUGUACCAUUUUGAUAACGGCGCCAAAAGGAUCAAAAAUAAAACUUGAAGUGAUGAACAAUGAACUGAAUCUGAGAAGAUCUGCAAGUAAUUACUGUUACCAUUGGAUUGAAGUUCGCUACACGUCAACAGAAAUCAAUGGUCCCAAGUUUUGCAAUCCUUUCAGCCCUAUUGUAUCAGAAGGCAAUCAAAUGAUGAUACGAUUCAAUAGUAGAUUUUCCAAGGAUUAUCUUCCUUACAGUGGCCAAAAAUUCUUUUUAAGGGCGAGCACAGGUGGAGGUUCACCAUCAACCUUCAAUAGAGCCUGCAAUUUCGAUAGUUCCAAUACCUGCUGGAUGAUACAAACACGACUACAGGAGAGUCUGAAUAAAUGGUGGUUGGAUCCCCCAAGUGGAGCUAGAAAUACCCCUGGUUAUGCGUAUAUCGAUACUGUAACAACAUUUUCAUUGGCUACACCAAGGAAUACAUUUACUGAUGGAGACUACUGCCUUAAGUUCAGUUAUUAUAUGAAGGGUUCGUCGGUUUUCAUCGGUCUUUACGACACUAAAUGGAUCUGGCAUUCUAACACACCCUCGGAGGGAUAUUGGAUGGCGGUAACCGGAAAUUACAGAGCGUCUGCUUCAUCUGUUCUGCAAAUAUAUGGUGCUCUAAAUUCCACCGGAAUGAUAGCGGUAGAUGAAGUAGAGAUAAAGAGUGGAAGAUGUUAAAACCACAACAGACUUCAAAAACACCAUAAGCUUGCACAUGACCAGUGUCAGUCUUCUCGUUAAAGUUAUUUUGUAAAGUAUCUGUAUAUUGAGGACAAUCUGUAUACCAAGAGUUGUCUUUUCUUUAACUGUUUAUUUUUUAUGAGAAAUCUAUUUAUUUAGGAUCGCAUGUAAAAAAAAUGUAUUCCCUUUCAUUUUAUUUCUGUGAAGUAUUUAUUUACGAUGGUAUGCACAAAGAAGUUGUCAUUCCUUUAAAGUUUGAAGAAUCUCAGUCAAUGUUCUAAGUCUCGAAUAAUAAUAAUUAUAAUAAUAUAAUAUAUAAUAUAAUAAUUUAUAUAUGCAUUAGCCGAACAUUGUAAUGGUAAAAAUGUUGCUUUGAAAGAUUAAAUAAAUAAAUGGACACUAAA